This is a messenger RNA of Lemur catta (Ring-tailed lemur), 3142 nucleotides long. RefSeq names its product shieldin complex subunit 2 (gene SHLD2). The coding region runs from base 159 to 2987 and encodes 942 amino acids. Gene Ontology annotation, cellular component: site of double-strand break; nucleus. Lineage: Eukaryota; Metazoa; Chordata; Mammalia; Primates; Lemuridae. Gene Ontology annotation, biological process: regulation of double-strand break repair via homologous recombination. The record is from RefSeq and is a predicted model, not a curated record. The transcript has 10 exons.
AUUUUUAGAGUGUAAGUUUUACACUUCUUAAGAGCCCAGCAAGCUGUGAUGGCAAUUCUCCAAAAUUGUAUGAGAAGUGAAUCCCCAGAAUUCUGUAGAAUAAGAUUGUUUCCUUAGUGGCCAGCAUAUUUCAACCCCAGGACAAUUUAGAAGCAAGCAUGGGAUGCAAGAGAAUGAAGGCUGCAGCGGCUGACCUCGAACUCCUGGGCUCAAGCAAUCCUCCAACUUCAGCCUGCAGAGUAACUGGGAGUACAGAAAUCAUGAAUGGAGGAUCUCAAAUCCACAUUUUUUGGGGUGCUCCAGUUAGUCCUCUGAAAAUGACAGUAUCACAGGACACAACUUCUUUAAUGGCCACUGCUGACUCCUGGAAGGAAAUUCAGCUUUUGCAGAAUCAGCAUUCUUUAUGUCUGAAGGAUGAAAAACACGAGCACAAAAAUCUUGAAAACUAUCAAGCCCCAGAAUCUAUUGGCCCUCCAGAUCUUCUUAGUGGCCAUUUUUUAGCAAACUCUAUGAGUAGAUCUGUUCAUGCAAAAGAUGACUUUAUACGUUCUAUUUCUGAAACACAGAAUAUAAAAUCCCAGAAGACUCACCCCUUAAGACUGAGUGAUGUAACUGACUCUGAUGUGCAAAUAUGUGGAUUUAAAGGCAGAGUUCAACAGUUAACCGAAGAAGAAAAACAUCAAAAGCUUCUCAGUGAAAAUAAAAGGGUCACGGACAAACAGCCUAAAGAGCAGCCCAGUGUACAUGGUCAGAACUUUCAAACAGAUUCCUUUCAGUUAGAUCGCAGGUGUGCAGCUCUACUGGAUUUGGUCUGCAGUACUGAACAAAUUAACAUAGGGCCUGGAGCAGUACAAACAAAGUGUGUGUCAACAGAACAUCAUGAAAUGCAAAACCAGUGCCCCGAAUUCUUUUCCUCUAAUGCUGUAGAUAAGCCAAGGUCUGAAGGAGCAGUUAAGAAUGUCUCAAACCUUAAAAUAUCUACUGAUACUGAAUUUCUCAGUAUAAUGACUUCCAGCCAGGUGGCUUUUUUAGCUCAAAGGAAGGAUAAAGGGCGGAAUUCUAUAAAUAAAGGGAAUGUCAACAUGGGGAUUGAACCAAAGGCAAGUUGUGGGGAAAUUAGAACAAUUGAAAAUAAUUUAAUUCAGCCUAAUGAUGAUUUUGCAGCAAGAUAUGAAAAUGGAGAAAACCAAGCAUAUUCCCUUGAACUUUUUAGUCCUGUUUGUCCUGAAACAAAAAGUAGCCAUAUUCACAGAAACUCUAAUAAAGGUCUUGAAGAAAAUACAGGAUCUCAAGAACCUUUCAUUUCUGAAGAUAAACUACCAGCAAAUGAGAUACGUGUUGAGUUGUGUAGCUCAGGAAUACUGUGUUCCCAACUAAGUACCUUCCACAAAAGGGCUGCUAGAAGAAGCUCGGCUUCUGAAGAUAAACUGGGCCAUUCUAAAGCUCUCUCUGAAGUCCUCCAAAUAUCUAAGAAAAUGAAGUUGAUGUCUAAUGCAAGAGAUUCUGCUGUAGCAAUGGACCAGAGGAAUUUGUCUGGAUUUAAGCAUAUUAAAAAAACAUCAUUAAUAAAAAAUUGUGAUUCUAAAAGUCAGAAGUAUAAUUGUUUAGUCAUGGUGCUAUCUCCAUGUCAUGUGAAAGAAAUAAACGUAAAAUCUGGACCAAAUUCUGGCUCUAAAGUACCUUUAGCAACAAUUACAGUAAUUGAUCAAUCAGAAGUUAAGAAGAAGGUUUUUCUGUGGAGAGCCACAGCAUUUUGGGCACUUACAGUGUUUCUCGGAGAUAUAAUUUUACUCACAGAUGUUGUUAUUCAUGAGGAUCAAUGGGUUGGUGAGACAGUACUACAAUCGACAUUUACCAGUCAGUUAUUAAACCUUGGGAGUUACUCAUCUGUUCAGCCAGAAGAAUAUUCCAGUAUCGUUAGUGAUGUUGUACUUCAGGACUUACUGGCAUAUGUGUCUUCAAAGCACUCCUAUCUCAGAGAUCUUCCUGGGAGGCAGCCUCAGAGAAUGAACAGUAUAGAGUUUGUAGAAUUGGAGCAGCUUCAGCCUGACAUAUUAGUCCAUGCACUACUAAAAGUUAUUGAUAUCACUGUAUUGACGGAGGCAUUAUACAGCUAUAGAGGACAGAAGCAGAGGAAAGUUGUGUUAACAGUGGAACAGGCCCAAGGUCAACAUUACGUGCUUGUAUUAUGGGGUCCUGGAGCUGCCUGGUAUCCUCAACUUCAAAGCAAAAAAGAUUAUAUUUGGGAAUUUAAAUAUCUUUUUGUUAAGCGCAAUUACAUACUAGAAAACCUGGAAUUGCAUACAACACCUUGGUCAUCCUGUGAGUGCUUGUUUGAUGAUGAUAUAAGGGCAAUUACAUUUAAAGCAAAAUUUCAAAAAAGUGCACCCUCCUUUGUGAAGAUGUCAAACUUAGCAACCCACUUCGAGGAUAAGUGUUCAGCAGUGGUUCUAAUUAAAGCCCGGAUUUUAGAGCUGGCAUUUCCUAUUCCAGCAGCUCAGAAGAUAGCUCUAAAUGCUCACAGUUCUCUGAAGAGUAUUUUCUCUUCCCUUCCCCACAUCAUAUACACUGGCUGUGCAAAAUGUGCACUGGAGCUAGAAACAGAUGAGAACAGGAUCUACAAACAAUGCUUUAGCUGCUUGCCGUUUACUAUGAAGAGAAUAUACUAUAGGCCAGCUUUAAUGACCGUAGGUAAUGGGGGACAUAAUGUUUGCAUUCGUGUAGGAUCAAAGCUGAUAGAGAAGAUUCUUCUCAACAUCUCUCCGGACUUCCUCAACAGAGUGAUAGUUCCUUCCUCAGAUGUCACCUAUGGGAUGGUUGCAGCAGACCUGGUGCAUUCCUUGUUGGCAGUCAGCACGGAACCUUGGCUGUUGAAGAUCCAGAGCCUGUUCAUGUUAGAUGAAAACAGCUACCCCUUACAACAAGACUUCUCUCUACUGGAUUUUUACCCUGAUGUAGUAAAGCACGGAGCCUAUGCCCUUCUCUGAGGCCAGAUGAAGAAAUUGUAGGCAUCUCAAGGAAGAAAUAUUGAAAUGAUUUGUCUUUUGAAAUAAACGAAUGACAGAGCUUUUGCUUUGGGUUUUUUAAAUAAAUAUAUUUUACAAAGAGAAUUGUGUUACAUAUAUAAAUUAAGGCUUUUUUC